Messenger RNA from Colletotrichum fioriniae, 1737 nucleotides. RefSeq lists its product as uncharacterized. Lineage: Eukaryota; Fungi; Ascomycota; Sordariomycetes; Glomerellales; Glomerellaceae. The record is from RefSeq and is a predicted model, not a curated record.
AUGGCUCACCAACCAUACCUCUACAAUGUCGUCAGCAAUAAUUCACGUUUUCCAGAGCCAAAGUUCGACCCAAAGGCAGUGACCCGCGCAAGCUGGGAGCCGCAGCCGCGCAAGCCGAAGCCUGAUGGGCCUUUGGUUACCUUUAACCGUCAUCCCGAUGCUCAUCUGGUCCUCAACCAUCGAUCCAACAACUAUGUUGCUCUCGGCCCUAGAACGAAGAGCUGGAUCAAGGCGAUGCGCAUCGCCCAGUUAUGCUUGAGGGCCCUAGAAUUGGUCGGGGCUGCUGGACUACUUGCCCUGCUUAUUCUGCUAGACAAUAUCGAGACUUUGGCUGGCUGGGUCAUGCGUAUUACGCCGGGUGUGGCCAUGGUACACUGCCUCUACGGCAUAUACCAUCUCCAGCGGCCUGCCGGAGGCCGCAGUCCUGCCUCGUCUACUGCCUACCAACUUUUCGCCAGCAUCUCUGAUCUUGGUGUUAUGCCUCUGUACGCCUACGGUGCUCUUACUGUCAACAACAGCGGUGGCACCUGGAAGACGCGCCUUUCCGACCAAAGCCUACUUGACUAUUUUCUUCCAGCCGUCUUUUAUACCUUUAUCGGUGCAGGGGGCUUGCACUUGAUCUCUCUCGGCAUCUCAAUAUGGCUUGGUGUCAUGUUCCGCAGGAUUACCGAACUGCCCCCCGACAUGAACCCCUUAGAGGACAACCUCACCUCCCGGGCCAAACACAAGAGAAACAAGUCCAGUAUUGCGACCUCCAUGAGCGGCGACAGCGAAAAGAGGCUAUCCACACCUCUUGAGGAUCGUCGUCGAUCAGGUGCUCCGUAUGAGGAUGUAUCUCGACCACCUAGCAUCCCUUUUCAACGAACCCGCGCCGGCUCAGACGUUUCCAGUUUCAACCACAAUUCCGUUGUUGAUCUUCCCAGUCGCCAGUACCAAGUUCCUCCAGGAAAUCUACAAAACCAGACAGCAGGCGUCAGCGAAUACGCUCGCGCGUCUGGGCCUCGGUCCUCAUACCGUGGGUCUUACACCGAGGUACCGCUCCACGAGACCAACAUCGCAGGAUCCCGAACUUCUCUUUCCUCCGCAGUCCCGGCCCCUGGAGGCAAAUUCACCGAGACAUGGUUUGCGACAGACUCCAUGAUCUCCCGCACUCAGAAGCGAAACCGCGCAAUGGACCAAGCCACGACAGCUGCGAACACGCAGCGACAGGGAACGAGGAACAGCACUUACGAAGCUCUGUCUCAAAGAUACAACGUCGCAGAUUCCGAUUCAGAGCAUGACGAGAACGACCUUGCUGGCAGUGACUUUGAGAAUGAUAUCGGCAAGAGCCCUCACCCGAACCCAUUGAAGUCCCACCCGACGCCCCCCAAGACCAAGACUCCGUACUACUCGCUCAAGGAUACGGCACUGUCGGAAGUAGACCUCAACUCUCGUAGGGUCAGUGGUACCAACGACAUUGCCGAUCAGAGACCUUCAUCGCUCGUCCCUCAACCCUGGCCGCGCAACCGCGACAGCUCUAUCCAACCCGAGGCUGAUUUCUACUCUAAGCCGUACGGUGAGCUGAAGUCGGCGACUCCUCCAGUCAUGAUCGGCGGUAACCGUCAAGUGUCAUCCGGCAAUGACUUUAAAGACAACAAGUACUCGUCGGCUUAUGGAAGGCGUAACGUGAGUGGUAAGGUCGCUGAAGAGGGUCUCGCAGGGUCGAAGGGCGCUCAGCAGUAUGGCGUGGCGCGGUGA